UCAUAGUUUUUUGUCACGACCAAGAAUGGUCUUACAUGGUCAGGUCAAUGUAAGAGGCCUAUCGGUCAUUGACCCGGGGGUACCGAGACACCAUUGAAUGGAAAAGGUCGCUAGUUCAAAUCAGGUCAAAUUGAGACCGGAAACUUUCUGACAAAACACAAGGAAACUUCUCGGUAAAUGCCAAAAUCCCUUGAAAGAAUGUAUUUAAACACGAAGACGUUUGUUGCUCGACUUGCUUUUCUGCCCUGCGCGUAAAGAAAUGGGUGAUGUAGAUGUAAACUACAAGACAACACCUUCCGAUCAAACCCGUCAAGCUGAAUCACGUGCCUGGGGCUACCAACACGUUAUAAAGCUUCAACGCCCUUGCAACGAAGCGAUAUUCAAGAAGUUCAGACAGAAACUCACGAUAUACACACUCGUGUACAUUCAUAGCACCGAUCCCAAGAGAAAAUUGGAUGAGAAACAGGCGCAGGAACAGAAAACUUGUACAGAUAAGGAAGGUAAUGAGAAUCCCGAAUGGAAUCAAGUCAUGAAAUUUUCUUUGAGUUGGGUUUCGAUUCAUGAUUGCGAUGACCUCUUCCUCCAUUUCGAAUUCCGCCAUGACGGACUCAUAAUUGGAGACAAGCUCAUCGGAGAGGUCCGCGUGCCUCUCAAGAAUCUGAUCCUUGAAGCCGGCCCUACUCCUGGUGUGAUUCGUUUCGUGAAUUAUGAGGUUCGCAAUAGUGAAGGCAAGCCCAAUGGGAUUUUCAAUUUCUCUUACAGAGUGAUUGACAACAAGGGAGUUGAGACUCGCAUUUCGUCGGAAAAUGUUGAAGGUAAGAUCACCGGGUACCCUCUUCUAGAUCCGGCUCUAACAGGUCACAAUUCUCCGAAUAAUUCACGCAUUCAAACUUCCACUUCGGAAAUCCAAAGCGUAUUUUGUGGUGAUAGAAUCAGCUAUCCGAUGGUGACGUUACCGGCGGCGGAUCCCAUCGACGGGGGCCUCAAUUCUGCGUCGGCGCUACCGCUUGUUUCUUCGCCGUCGGCUGCGGAUUAUCAUUGCCACUUCUCACAUAUCUCGCCUCCGUAUCCACCUCCGCCGACAGCACUAUCUAUGCCGCCGCCGCCGCCGUUCCCGAUGCAUUACUCAUAUCCGCCUCCGCCUCCGCCACCGCCUCUGCCUAUGGGAACCUACGGACCGCAUUUCUACGGGCCGGUAAGGCCGGAAGCCCAUGGGUGGGCAUCAGACCCGAAUUUCCAGCAUCCUUGGAGUCCGAGGUGGUGACUGGUGAUUAACGACUGAGUACUGAUUUUUUUUUUUUUUUUUGGUAAACUACUGAGUAAUGAUAUUGAUACGCCUAUGUCCCUGUUUCUGGUUCUUGGGAUAUUGCUGCUUUGUUUUGAACUGAUGGCUUUAGGAUUUUCUUUUCCCUUUUCAAUUUUGUUAGAAUUAUGUAAGCAGUUUGCGUUGCAUACUUAUAUUCAUAUAUAAAAUUAUAAAUACUUGUUUAUGAUAAUUCAGAUUCAGGAUUGUGAGUAUAUCCAGUUAUCCACUGGUUCUGACAGCUAAAACAUCUUUAACACCGACCGUGAUCCUUAGAAUAUGG
This is a messenger RNA of Prosopis cineraria, 1586 nucleotides long. RefSeq lists its product as uncharacterized. The transcript has 3 exons. Bases 260 to 1264 code for a protein of 334 amino acids. Lineage: Eukaryota; Viridiplantae; Streptophyta; Magnoliopsida; Fabales; Fabaceae. Gene Ontology annotation, biological process: defense response. The record is from RefSeq and is a predicted model, not a curated record.